Molecule: messenger RNA, 1802 nt
Organism: Hemicordylus capensis (graceful crag lizard)
Lineage: Eukaryota; Metazoa; Chordata; Lepidosauria; Squamata; Cordylidae
Gene: PRIM1
Product: DNA primase subunit 1
Exons: 13
Coding region: 82-1344 (420 amino acids)
Biological process (GO): DNA replication, synthesis of primer
Cellular component (GO): alpha DNA polymerase:primase complex
Source: RefSeq, a predicted model, not a curated record
CUUGGUCUGGUAUGAUUGGUUUGUAGAGAGCUGCUGGAAGUCGGAGCCUGUUUUCUCCCGCGCUUUCCUCUUGCUUUGGCUAUGGCAGACUUUGAUCCGGGCUCUCUGCCCGACCUGCUGCCUCUUUAUUAUCGUCGCAUCUUCCCCUUCGGUCCUUAUGGGCGGUGGUUGCGCUAUGGUGACGUGUCAAAGAAUUACUUCCAGCGGCGAGAGUUCUCAUUCACUCUGCGUGAUGACAUCUAUGUGCGGUACCAGUCUUUCAACACACCCCAGGAACUGGAGAAAGAGAUCCAGAAAAUGUGUCCUUACAAAAUUGAUAUUGGGGCCGUCUAUUCUCACAGGCCCAUUCAGCACAACACUGUACACUUGGGUGCCUUCCAGGCACAGGAGAAAGAACUGGUGUUUGACAUUGACAUGACGGAUUACGAUGAUGUCAGACGAUGCUGCAGCUCUGCAGAGAUCUGCUCCAAGUGCUGGACGCUCAUGACCAUUGCCAUUCACAUAAUAGACCGGGCACUUGUAGAGGACUUUGGAAUCAAGCACCGCCUCUGGGUGUACUCAGGACGCAGAGGUGUGCAUUGCUGGGUGUGUGACGAGUCUGUCAGGAAGUGGUCCUCAACUCUGCGCUCUGCCGCAGUGGAAUAUCUCACCUUAGUGAAGGGUGGUGAAGAAACCAUCAAGAAGGUGACCCUCCCUGAAAACAUUCACAUUCAUCCUUUCAUCAGAAAAUCAGUAGAGGUGGUGACAGAUUACUUUGAAGAGUAUGCCCUGGUUGGUCAGGAUAUUCUUGGAAGCAAAGAGAGCUAUGAAAAGGUGCUGGCUCUGGUCCCAGAGACAGUUCAAGAGGAACUUCAGCAUGAAUUCUGUAAAAAGAAGCAAGAUUCAGUCCAGCGCUGGCAGCUUUUGAAAAAAAAGUUGGAAAGGUACAAUAACUCAAUCAAGAAAAUGGCACACACCGAAUGGGAGAUCAUGUUGCAGUACUGCUUUCCCCGCCUAGAUAUUAAUGUUAGCAAAGGCAUCAACCACUUAUUGAAGAGCCCCUUCAGUGUCCACCCCAAAACAGGUCGUAUUUCAGUUCCAAUUGACUUAAAGAAACUGGAUGAAUUUAAUCCGUUGGCUGUUCCCACUAUAAGCCGCCUCUGUCAAGAACUGGACUCUAUUAGCAAUGAUGAGGGGGAUGGAAAGGAAAGUGAAGGGGAGCCAGAAUGCCCUCGUAGGAGUAGAGGUUAUAAGAAAACCAGUCUGGCUUCAUACGUGAAAGUCUUUGAACAGUUUCUGGAGGAAUUUGAAAAAUCCCACAAAAAGGAACGUCUUGCAGCUAGUGAUAUGCAGAUGGAUUUCUGAAGUCCUUGAACCUGUAGUGUUGUGGAUUUACCAUUCCUAUUCAGAACCAGGCAGUUGUGAGCAAUUACAGUGGGGCAUUUCUGGUGACUUGGUCAUAUUUUUGCUGUAACCAACCCGCUUCAUUUUGAGAAGCAGCCCAAACUAGCUUUUCUUUCCAAAGGAGAGGGGGAUAAAAGCAGGAUUAGCAGGUGUUAGGUUCUGCAGGUGCCACCAAGUGAAUACAGAGCCCAAGUGAAAAACGGAACGGACAUAAAUUACUCACAAGAUUAAAAUUAAAACAUCCAAGAGUAUUCUUUACUUUUGCAUUGGCAAAUGGGAGGAGAGUGCAAUGGAACACAAUCUUCUUUGUUAGACUGCAGAAGGGUUUACAUUACAUGUCAAUUUAACAUAUAGUAAAAUUUUAUGAUCCUUGCUUCUUUUUAUUGCAACACUGUAACAAUAAAGAAACUUUUUCAUAA